GAAGUGGGCGUGGCCUGCUGCCUGUGUUCAGAGUAAAUGAAUUCAGAGAUGCAGCAGCUGCAGCAGCAGCAGCAGCAGCAGCAGCAGCGAUGGCUCUCAGCCUCACUCAGGAGUAUUUCCAGAUCCCUCUGGUGACCCGGACGUACACGACUGCCUGCAUCCUCACCACCGCUGCUGUGCAACUUCAAGUCAUCUCCCCGUUUCAGCUGUACUUCAACCCAGAACUCAUCAUCAGUAAAUACCAGAUAUGGCGUCUGAUCACCAGCUUCUUCUUCUUUGGUUCUCUUGGAUUUGGUUUUUUGUUCAACAUCAUUUUCCUCUAUCGGUACUGCCGCAUGCUGGAGGAAGACUGCUUCCGAGGAAGAACGGCUGAUUUUGUUUUCAUGUUCCUGUUUGGAGGAAUCCUCAUAACUCUGCUGGGUCUGUUUGCCAACAUCUUCUUCCUCGGCCAGGCCUUCCUCACCAUGCUGGUGUACAUCUGGAGUAAAAGAAACCCGCUGAUACCCAUGAACUUCUUCUGCCUCCUCACCUUCCGGGCGCCGCUUCUGCCCUGGGUGCUGAUGGGAUGUUCGCUGCUGCUCGGAAACCCCGUCACCGCCGACGUCCUGGGUAUCGGCGUUGGACACCUGUAUUACUUCUUAGAGGACGUGUUUCCGAACCAGCCAGGAGGAAGAAAGCUGCUGACGACACCAGAUCUGCUACGGGUCGUGUUUGACCCACCAGAGAGACCUGACCGCCGCUUCCUCCAGGAGGAGCAGCAGGAAGGAGGAGAUCUGCAGCACGAGGAGCAAGGCAGCUAAAAACUCCAGGAGCAACCAGCGAUCAGAAAAUCAAUAUGACAAUCAAAAAGACAAUUAAUGGAUCUAAAAAGCUCAAAUUGACUAUAUUCUCAUGCUACAAGGUCAAAACUUUCUCUGAACUUUUCCUAUAGAUAGUAGGAAAAGCAACGGUAACGGUCUCAGUUACAGCAGAGACCGAACAGAACUGGGUCUGUAACGACAAAUCCAUAGAACUUUGUGUUGAAAUGAAAUGGAAGCUGCAGAAGAAACGAGGAGCAACUGGAAGCCUCGCAUGGAAAACCGUGCAGCUUCGUCUGCACACGCUGCACUUUCACCCGCUGCCUUUGUGGCUCAAAUAAAAAGGAAACUGCUUAGCACGACAACAGGACUCUGUGGGACGACGGCGGCGCGGCUGGGAAAACUAGGACCGGAGUCCAACCAGGACGGAGAGGAGUCUGGAAAUGAAACUCAACUGGGAAAGAUUCCACUGGAACAACUGCAUCUGCUUUAAAGCCAUUGUACGUUUAAAAAAGGAGUAAAUGUCUGCCAGAAAAUUUCUAGGAAAAAAAUUAAAAAUUUCAGUUUGAAAAGUCCAAAAAAAAUUUUUAGAAAAAUUAAAAUUUUGAGUUUAGAUAUUUUCCAAGGUCAAAAAAAUCACAGGAAAAAACCUUCAAAUUUUGAGAUUCACUUCACGUUUUCUAAAACAAACUUAUUUGCAAGAAAAGAACAAAAAUUUCCUAGAAAAAACUACGAAGUUUGGAAAGUUGGACAUUUUUCAGAAAAAACUCGGAAAUUUCUGAGCUCCGAAAGUUGAAAAUUUGCAAGAAAGAGGAAAGAAAUGUAAAAAAAAUUUAACAUUUCUGAAGAAAUUAGAAAGAAAAAAAACCCUCAACCUGUGAGAUUAAUUUCACAUAUUUUCUAGAGCAACACUUGAAAAUUUCUGAUUUCAUCCAUUUUCUUCUUAUGUCCUUUACAAUUACUUCUCCAACUGAGUCUAGGGAAAAGUGAGGAUCUUUGUUCCUUGUACACCCUUGUGCAAAAGUCAAAUAUUUGCAAGAAAAAAAACAAUUUCCUAGAAUUUGUUUUAAACUUUUCAGUUUGAAAAGUUAAAAAUUCUUUUUGAAAUGAACUCAAAAAGUAAAACAAUUCUAGAAAAAUAAAGCCAGAAAUUUUGUAGAGAAAACAUGGAAAUUUCAGGAGUUUGAGAAGUCGAAAAUUUCUCUCACAUUUUGAGACUGAUUUCACAGAUAUUCUAAUAUUUCUUUUUAUUUUUGAGGCUCAACAGUUGAAAAUUUUGUCACUGUACGGUCAAAUGUUCCAAACUAAAUGAAAAACCCAUUCCCCUCCUCGCCUGUGGGGGCGCUGGACAAAAUGAAGGAAAUGACACAAAAAAC
This is a messenger RNA of Gambusia affinis (western mosquitofish), 2173 nucleotides long. RefSeq names its product derlin-2-like. The transcript has 7 exons. The record is from RefSeq and is a predicted model, not a curated record. Gene Ontology annotation, molecular function: misfolded protein binding; ubiquitin-specific protease binding. Bases 90 to 800 code for a protein of 236 amino acids. Gene Ontology annotation, biological process: endoplasmic reticulum unfolded protein response. NCBI's taxonomy places the organism in Eukaryota, Metazoa, Chordata, Actinopteri, Cyprinodontiformes, Poeciliidae. Gene Ontology annotation, cellular component: Hrd1p ubiquitin ligase ERAD-L complex; endoplasmic reticulum membrane.